Colletotrichum aenigma is the source of this 756-nucleotide messenger RNA. Its product is annotated as putative oxidoreductase. The transcript has 4 exons. Gene Ontology annotation, molecular function: oxidoreductase activity, acting on NAD(P)H, oxygen as acceptor. The record is from RefSeq and is a predicted model, not a curated record. NCBI's taxonomy places the organism in Eukaryota, Fungi, Ascomycota, Sordariomycetes, Glomerellales, Glomerellaceae. Gene Ontology annotation, cellular component: intracellular anatomical structure. Bases 1 to 756 code for a protein of 251 amino acids.
AUGUCUGCCAAAGUGAUCAUCGUCACCGGCGCCAGCCGCGGCAUCGGCCUGGCUAUCGCCCAGUACCUGUUGAAGGACUCGCACAAGGUCGUGUUGGCAGCGAGGUCCAAGGACCAACUGGAGGCUCUCAAGUCCGCGCAUCCUGGACAGGUCGAGUAUGUUGCGGGAGACUUGGGUGAUCUCAAGACCAUCCCCAAGAUCGCCGAGGUGGCUGUCAAGGCCUUCGGCAAGAUCGACGGCAUUGUGAUCAACCACGGCGUAUUGGAGCCCGUCUCUCGUCUGGAAAACUUCAACGUCGAGGAAUGGAAGCGCGCAUACGACAUCAACGUCUUCAGUGGACUGGCAUUGGUACAAGCCGCUCUAUCUGAGCUGCGCAAGUCCAAGGGUUGCGUCCUUUGGGUUUCCUCCGGAGCAGCAACCGGCGCGUACACUGCCUGGGGCGCCUACGGCACCUCCAAGGCUGCCAUGAACCACCUCUCCGCCCACUUGGCCGUUGAGGAGCCCGACAUCACGAGCAUCGCCAUGAGCCCCGGUCGCGUCGAUACCGCCAUGCAGAAGGUCAUCCGCGACACCGGCAAGGACCACAUGGCCGAGAAGGACCACUCGUCCUUCGUCUCCGACUUUGACAAGGGAGGUCUCCUCAAGCCCGAGCAACCCGGCAACGUGAUGGCGCGGUUUGUCGUCAAGCCGGAGCACGCCCUGUCGGGCAAGUACUUCAAGUGGCAAGCUACAGAGCUUUCGGCGUACCAGGAGUAG